Messenger RNA from Penicillium odoratum, 2889 nucleotides. Its product is annotated as putative Rho guanyl nucleotide exchange factor. Bases 1 to 2889 code for a protein of 962 amino acids. Lineage: Eukaryota; Fungi; Ascomycota; Eurotiomycetes; Eurotiales; Aspergillaceae. The record is from RefSeq and is a predicted model, not a curated record. The transcript is spliced from 10 exons. Gene Ontology annotation, molecular function: guanyl-nucleotide exchange factor activity; thiosulfate-cyanide sulfurtransferase activity.
AUGACGUACAUGGAUGAGAUUCAAAUGACUGAUUUCUCAGCACAACAUCUACCUGGAGCCGACAAAGUUGCCAUCAUGGUGCAGAACUUGUUGCGCCUCAUCCUUGUUGUCGAUCUUCAUGACAUCUGCGCCUAUACCAAACCCGGCACGCCGCAUCGGGGUUUGAUCAUGGAGUGUCAGGAUACGAUUGAGGUGGAGACUUUGACAACUGAGGAUGAAUUGGCCGACAAGAAUCAAAGCCCAACGGGUGAGACCACACCAACCCAGGCGACAGUCCCUGCCUACCCGUUCCAGAAGUGGAUGGACAGCUUUCGAACCCGCAAAUACGUUCCUUCAGAGAUCCCCGAACGAGUCGUUGAAGGCUGGCCGAAUGAUUCUCCAGCAGAUCUUGCAGCACCAGACCCGCAGUGGGAGCGAAGUUCCGAACACUCGUCACAGCUGGAAAUCAAGACCGCCACCAUGAGCACUACUACUCAAAGUAUAGCGAGAUCGAGGGGAACAACGCACAGCAUGACGACUCAAAGUGCACUCUCAGAAGAGCGAAAUUCGGGAGACAGCUCCAGACCAAGCUCCAGCCCAUGUGUAGAUGAAGAAGCGGAAGCUCGGGCAACCAAGAGGCGUCUAGUGCUGCAAGAACUGGUCGCAACGGAGGCUGAUUAUGUUCUCGGCCUUAAGGCUCUGACCGGGGUACUGUCGAUCUUCGACACCCGAACUGAGAUCCAGCACAACAUUCACCAGAUUUGUGGCAUCCACGAGUAUUUUCAAAGCCAGCUACAGCAGACAUCACCUUUUUCGAGCCGUCAACCUCCAGAAGAGCCCUCCGAUCUUGUUUCUCGUACCCUGUCGAAGCGCUUGGGGGGCAUCGAUAUACGUGGACUAAAAGGUUCACUGAGAACCCGCAACUUCAAGGCGGAAAUAAACAAACGACGCAGAUUCCUGGUGGCGGAUCCAACUGAAGUCUUGGAGGUAGCGCGAGAAAUUGAAAAAUUAUCUGCUUCUUUUUCCGCAUACGAGGAGUUUUGCAGCAACUACGAUCUUCUAACAGAGGACGUCGCAAUCCUACGUCGAUCAAUUCCGAAUUGGCACGUUUAUGAUCAAGGAAUUGAAGCACUGUCAAAGUCCGUUGGCUCUGUAGAUAGCCGCAGGUACGACGUGAACAGGUCAAUGACGAUGAGCGAUUUGAUGAUCAAGAAGCCCAUCCAACGCCUAUGCAAGUAUCCGCUGCUCCUGCAAGAUCUCCUCCGACACACCCCUGUCAGUGAUUGCCCAACUUCUCAUGAUGCAAUGCGACGAAUCCUGGACAAUAUACGAAUUUUGGUGACACAGGUCAAUGAGGCAACAGGCAAUCCAGUUAACAAGGAUCGUAUCCAAAAAACGUUGCUGCUACAAGAGAAGAUCCAAUUCAGCGACUCGUACGUGUUACAAGAUUUAUACAAAGACCUUGGGCCAAUGACUCUUUGCGGGGUGCUCCAUGUCACCUAUCAGGCACCGGAACGGACCAACGGUGAAUUCAUGGUAUGCGUUCUGUUCAACAGCUAUUUUCUUAUCGCGAAAACCGUUGAUGACUCCCAUCGACUGGAAGUUGUCGCUUGUAUUUAUAUGGAUGAUUUGAAAAUGGACAUUAUCCAAAAUGGACGAGGAAUCUAUUGUUAUGGUUGUCCGUUUUCAUGGAAGAUAUUAUUUCAAGAACAAGAGGAGAACUUUGAGUUCGUGCUCAGUGCAUCAUCUGCCCUUGAAGAAAAGGUUUGGAAGACGGAGGCUCUUAAAUGUUCCGCGGCUUUGGCGCAGGUUCAAAGAUCAGGUGCACGAGAUCCUCGCAAGUACUCCUUCCUGAGCGUUCUUCUUCUGCCAUUGGACCGGGUCCAGUAUGAAGUGGCCUCUCUUGCACGGAGGUCCAUGGAUGCCGUGCAAGUUUCGCGCAAGUCCACUUCUCAACACGUAGUCAUUCGGAAGACACGCCAUCCUCACCACAACGAUGAGUCCACCAACUCCAACAGUGAGAUCGAGCGGCUAAAGUCGCCAAUUGCACGUACUCAAUAUUCCGUGACUGCGAAACGAAUGGAUCGGAUCCGAUUAGAGCGGCUGAUAUCGGAGGUCUAUACGCGCGACGUGCUGCCAUGGCCGGGGAUGAUCCUUGGCCGAGGGGACCUGUUGUUCGGCCGUGGGUCAAUUAUGCGACAUCUGAGCCUACACAAGGGAUUCAAACGGUCCAAUUCAGUUAACUCAUCUCACUCUGGGCCCGACGCAGUUGAAUCACUUGAGGAUUACAUUGAAGAGGAAAAGGAUUUGAUCACGGGCCAGGAUGGAUGUGGUGACGAGCCAUCGCCAAGAACAGAUUGUGAAUCGCCCAAAACGCCGACAUCGACUGUCGGGCGCUCCAAGACUGUCCGGUUUGGAGGUACGGCCAAAAAGUCACCAUCUUCUCGUGAGAAUCGUCCGAGCCCAGAGAACCACCUAGAAUCGUCACCACGCAAGAAAUGGCGUUCACCGAAAAACUUGUUAAGUGUAUUAUCACCGAAGAAUCUCAUUCGGUCUCGUGCGGAGACAGGGACAGAGGGCACCACCUACAAGGUCUUCUACAAGGGCAAGUCUGAGGACUUCAUCGUCUACGUCGACGACCUCGAGAUCCUGCAGAAGUGGAAGAACGACCGCAGCAUUCCUCUGUCCGAUGUAUUGAACGGCUGGAAGAUCCUUGUGUCUCACAGCCACGGCGCCCAGGGUAUUCUGGACACUGCUAGCAAAGCCGCUCUUGAGAACGAGUUCGGUACUAAGAACGAAGAUGAAGUUAUGAAGAAGAUCUUGGAAGGUGGUGAAUACCAGCCUGAUACCGCAUCCGGGCGUGGAGGUAGCACCAAUGAUUCCAAGAACCCCGCCAACAUUGGCCGGUAA